Molecule: messenger RNA, 2923 nt
Organism: Monomorium pharaonis (pharaoh ant)
Lineage: Eukaryota; Metazoa; Arthropoda; Insecta; Hymenoptera; Formicidae
Gene: Tsen54
Exons: 5
Coding region: 424-2784 (786 amino acids)
Biological process (GO): tRNA-type intron splice site recognition and cleavage
Cellular component (GO): tRNA-intron endonuclease complex
Source: RefSeq, a predicted model, not a curated record
GAACAGAUCGGUUGUUAACUGUUGUUUCGACUUUGUUGAUUGCCCCUUUGGUAGUUGCACCAUAUCUCGUUUUCUUGCAUGUAAAAUGAAAUAGGUAUUACCAGGUGUACGGACAGACAUUAUUUGAAAAAAGGAGGACAAAGUUGAGGAGUACGGAGACUACGGAGAGUUCAGUUUCAAGGACUGCAACCAACUGCAACGCGAGAUGUUGAACGUGGCUGGUAUACCACGGUAUACAGAGUGACGCGAAUCGACUUUGAUCUCGUCGUGAAACCCGGCGCGAUUAUUCACACCGGGGAUUAUUCCGGGGAACACUGUAUAUGAUUUUAAAUAACAUUAAUAAAAAUUUCAAUAUGCGUAUCUCGAAUUACAUUUCAUGCGUUCCGCAGCGCUGUCUCCCAUAGUAGAUAUCUGUUUAUCGUGAUGGAUGAACUCCCUGAAAGAUUGCCGUGCAAUACGUUAACGGGCAAAGAAUUGUUGUCCAACAAGGGUAUCAGUAAUUGCAUCCUUGAAGAAUGGGAGAGAUCCUUGAAGGCUUUGCCGAGAACCGGACAGAAGCACUUUGAGCCAGACAACUCAUGGCUCCAAAAUGUUCAGAUCGAAAAAGGACUUAAAAAUCGUAGGGACCUGUUGAAUAUUGAGAGGGUCGAACGUGUCUCAGAAUUAGCCUGUGCUGAGUGGCUACCAUCCCAAAAGAGAGCUCUUGUUACCAAAAGAUCUGGUCAAGACUGGAGCAACUUUGGUGUGGAGAAGAAUGGUUCUUUGUACUUAUUGCCAGAGGAAGCAUUAUUUCUCAUGGAAACGAAUUGUCUUGAACUCAUUUGGAAUGGAUUGUCAUGUUCAAUUCAGCAAGCAUAUGAAAUCUUGAUUGAUGACUUGGCAUGUACCCUGGAAGAAUAUAGGGUUUAUAGUCAAUUAACUCGUUAUGGCUAUCGUAUACAGCGCUACUUCUAUGAAGAAUCAGAUAAGUGCAAUAGAGCAGAUGAAUUGGCUCCUGCUAAACGAAAAAUUAUUGUUGAUCCUGAGAAUGGAUUGAGACUGUCUGACAAUCAAUCGCAGAAUAAACAAAGCGCAUCAAAAUCAACUUUGAUGAAGGAUGUACCACAGACAUCAGAUCAGUCUGUUAGUAUAAAGGAUGAUAAAAAGAUUACUGUACAAGAAUCUGUAAAACAAACAGUACAUAAUCUAGUAGACCAAAUUAUAUGUAACAUAGAAGGUGAAAAUGGAAAUAAAUCAGUCACUUCCCAAGGAGUAACAAAUGAUACAGCGGAAAAUGAUGUAAAUAGCGAAGAAAAAAAUCGACAUUCUAAACCAGAAAUAAUUUCCGACGAGACCUUAUUGGGCAAUAUCAAAAUUCUCAGAGACAAGUCGAGUAAAGUAUCAAAGUGGCCGGGUGCUCGCAUUCAGCGUAAUGUUAAGCAGUUGCCUAAGAGGAACGAUAAAGUAUCACAGCCAGAAAUUUCUAUAAUCGAUUCUGGCAUCACAGAUGAAAAUCAAAGACAUUCAGAGAAGCGGAAGAUAUUCACACAAAAUAACGAAUUACAUGCGAAAAAAUCAAAACAUGAGGUGAUUGAGCUGUUGUCUGACGAUGAAAUUCAGGAAUUACCUCGUUGUAUGACAAGGAUGGAAAUGUUGAAUCUAUUACCAAAUAUCGCCUUACAAUCGGAAGUUAACGAGAAAAUUUCCAGACGAUAUAUACCAUAUAAUAUAAGGCCUCAAAAGAGCAUAUAUCAAUACAAUCGGACGAUGAUUUUAAAUAUGCAGGAAAACGAUAAACGAGCACGACAGGAUUGUCAAAAUAGUAGAACUAAUGCAAGACAAAACGCGUCUCUCUCUAGGAGCUCACUUGCUGUUAAUAACAGAAGCACUCUCUUUCAAAAUCAACGUCCACUCUUGCGUAGUCCAUCACGACCGUUUUAUGCCGUAAGCCAAAUUCACGGAUCGAACAUUAAUUUGCCUUACGCGUACAGAUUUCCGUACAAUUACCUACCAGACGUUUAUCUGCAGAAUAGGGUCACGCAGAAUAUUUUUCAAAACUUAUUUGUUGCCUUUGGGAAUGGAAACGCCGUUCAAAGAAGUCUUACCAUACAGAUGAAUAAUUUCAUGAUGCCAAGCAUAGAGGGGUAUCGAACGAGAAAUUUUUUUAUAGAAAAUUCACUACGACAUGGUUUCUAUCAGAAUGUUUCGUGGCAGCAAAGAUUUUGUCAGCGGAGAAUGAUAGAGAACGCGCCGAUACAUGGCAAUACGCAAUCUGUCUCAAGACGACGAUACGAUGAUGCCAAUAGUCAUGAGAUCAUUAAUCGUCCUUCCUUCACGACACGCCUAGGAACUAGCUCAUGGAUGGAAUUGAAGAGAAGGUGGUCUGAAGAAAAAACCAUCACUAUCGACGAUGAAGAUAAAAAUAUGAAUGAGGAAGAUUGUACCGAAGUACAAGUCGUAAAGCUCUUCAAUCCUUUGAUUGGUCCGAGAAAUGCAUCUUCGUUGCCUGAAAUCUUUAGUAAGCUCGCUAUAAUAAAAUCAGCGCCGGAAAGAAUCGUUAGAAAGAAAAAGAGCAAAUAUAAGAUAUCAUAUAAUGUGUAUUCUUGUACACAUCAUUAUAGAAAGGCAAAUCCUGGUCAGCCAUUGUAUAGUCUAGUAGUGAUAAGGAAAGAAGACUCACUUCUUCAACCUGUUGAAUUGAAUCGCUUGCGACAGGAUGCGAAAGGCUCUCAGAUAGUAUUAGCACAUGUGUCAAUGUCAAUAUCGUAUAUUCAGCCAGGUAUUAUAACGAUUCCAAAUGUAUAAUUUAAUUUUUUCAGAUACAUAUAUUUGGUUGAAAUUAUUUUGGAGCCAGCGAUAUAAUGUGUCUGUAUUAAAGAAUAUGUAAGAGCCAUAAAUUUCUUUUAUUAUAUCUCAAUAAAUUUUUAUAUGCUUAUAUAAAAAA